GGCCAGCUUUAGCUUUCUUAGUUUUUUUUUUUCUAAAAAUGGCUUCCAAAACUUCCUUCUUAUUCUUAGCCUGUUUUCUUCUUAUCUCUAACCAGGUUUAUGCUAAUUGCCCUCCUGGUGCUGAAACUCCUACCCCUUCGACUUACUCUCCACCAAAGGCUCCAACCAUUCCCCCAACUACUCCCCCUGUAUACUCUCCUCCACAGGCUCCCGCUACUCCCACUUCUACUCCACCAGUAUACUCUCCACCUAAGGCUCCUACCACGCCUCCAACAACUCCUCCAAUAUACUCCCCACCAAAGGCUCCCACUACUCCUCCAUCGUCUCCACCAACAACUCCCCCAUCUAGUCCUCCAGUCUAUUCUCCACCAACAACUCCUCCGGCUAGUCCUCCAGUUUACACACCACCAACAACUCCUCCGGCUAGUCCUCCAGUUUACACACCACCAACAACUCCUCCGGCUAGUCCUCCAGUUUAUACCCCACCAACAACUCCUCCAUCUAGCCCUCCAGUCUAUUCUCCACCAACAACUCCUCCGGCUAGUCCCCCAGUUUACACCCCACCAACAACUCCACCAGUUAGUCCCCCUGUAUAUUCUCCACCAACAACUCCCCCAUCUAGUCCUCCAGUCUAUUCUCCACCAACAACUCCACCAUCUAGUCCCCCAGUCUACUCUCCACCAAUGGUUCCCGCCACACCUCCGUCCACCCCUCCAGUUUACUCUCCACCACAAGCUCCAACCAGUCCUCCAACCUACAGCCCACCACAAGUUCCUGCAACUCCGUUCAAACACGCAUUCUGCACACGAGAGUGCUUUGUUAGGUGUGGAACAAACCCAAUUUACAUGGGAAAGAUGAGGGGUUGUGUUCGAUUGUGUGGUUUAUGCUGCAGAGCUAACAAUAAAUGUGUUCCAAGCCCAACCAAAACUUGCCCUACAUGGGAUUCCAUUGUCUACCAUGGCCAAACUGUCAAGUGCCCUUAAGUCAUUUGAUUAAAUCUGAUCACUAUUGGAGCUAAACAUAAUUCUCUAUAGAUGAUAUUAUCUAUUUUAUUAGAAAAAAAAAUAUGCUUUAACUUAUAUUAGUUGGUUCAGUUUGAUAUCAUUAGUGAAAAUUACAGUAAGUUGUUCAAAUUAUAAUAUUGUCAACUAAGGUGGUAAUUAUCAAUUGGUAGGAGAUUACUAUAUUAUGUAUCUCAUUUGAUUUUAUUGCAGUGAAAUUACCCCUAGUUUAUUAGCUGGUUUUGUUAUUUUUAUAUCAAUAAUAAUUAAAUGAAAAGGCCAUUAUUAGGUCAUCUUAUAUUCGUCGG
Messenger RNA from Amaranthus tricolor (Joseph's coat), 1309 nucleotides. Its product is annotated as extensin-like. The coding region runs from base 39 to 983 and encodes 314 amino acids. Lineage: Eukaryota; Viridiplantae; Streptophyta; Magnoliopsida; Caryophyllales; Amaranthaceae. The transcript has 3 exons. The record is from RefSeq and is a predicted model, not a curated record.